AUGGCCUCGGGGACGCAGCGGGGCGCGGGGAGCUGGGGGCAACCGGCGGAGGGGCAGCGGAGCAGCCCUGGUGCCUGCUACAGGGAGCUGAGCCGCUUCCCUGCCGUCAGCUGUGCCGCGCUGGGGGCCACCGCGGGGGGACAGGGACAGGGACAGGGACAGGCCUUCCUGCUGCACACCGAGUGCCGGCAGCCCGACCUGCCCCGCCGGCGGCUCCUGCGCUUCAGCCGCCACUACAGCGUUCAGCGCACGGAGCGCGGCCUCGCCAUCAGCCGGGCUGCGCUCAGCACGGAGAUCCACAACCGGCUGCUCGGCCAGGAUUCACCCUCGGGGCAGCGCCGCGCCGUGCUUGUCCGCCGCCCACCGCAGGGCCACGAGCUGCUGGAGGUAUGGGAUGGCAGCGGGCGCAGCCACUGCGUGGAUCUGACAGCGCUGGGGAAGCACGGGGCGGUCUACACAGAGGGGCCGUUUGCCUGCCUGGCCUGGUCCCACUUGGAGACGCAGCUGCUCUAUGUGGCUGAGAGGAGCCGGCCCACGCUACCUGCAGCCUGCCCAGGGCAAGUGCCAGGAGCAGCCGAGCCAGCAGAGGAUGAGGAUGAGGAGGGCGAGCAGUUCGUGUACCACGAGGGCUGGGGAGAAAAGCUGAGCACUUGCAGUGCCCCUGUGCUCUGCAUACUGGAUAUCAAGAGCAGCAGUGUCUCAGUGCUGGAAAGUGUCCCUGAGCACGUGUCCCCUGGCCAGGCAUUGUGGUCCCCAGGUGACACUGGUGUGGUAUUUGUGGGCUGGUGGCACGAGCCCUUCCGCCUGGGGCUGAGCGCUUGCUCCAACAGGAGGUCGGGUGUUUUCCACCUGGAGCUGGCCGGCGGGCAUUGCGAGCUGCUGUCUGUCCCUAACCGUGCCUCCUUCUCACCCCGGCUGAGCCCGGACGGUCAGCGCCUGCUCUACUUGGAAGGGGCUGUGGGAGGGCCCCACCGGCAGUGUCUGCAGCUGCGCCUGCUCACCUGGCAGACGCGGCAGACGGUGACGGUGCUCGACGUGGUACAAGAGCCCACGGGCAGUGAGAGCUCCUUCACUGGAAUCUACACCGAUGCGCUGCCACUGCAGUGCUGGGCAGCUGACAGCCGGCGGGCGCUGCUGUGCACCCCACAGCGGAGCCGCACGGACCUGCUGCUGGUGGACACAGAAACUUCCACCAUCACCAACCUCACUGCCGGGUCACCAGAGGGGUGCUGGGAGCUGCUGACCAUCCAGUGGGACCUGCUGGUGGCCACCUGCUCAGCCCCACACCACCCACCCAGCCUGGUGAUGGCAGAGCUGCCACCGUUGGGCCAGGAGCUGCCCCUGCGUUGGGUUCCAGUGGAGGACACCCCACCAGUUCCUGGCAUCACCUGGAAAACGCUGACAGUCCAGCAAAACUCUGCUCCACACAGUGCAGGUCCCCAGACCUUCGAGGCCCUGCUGCUGAGCCCAACAGGCGGCACCACUCCGCACCCCCUCGUUGUGUGUCCCCACGGCGGCCCUCACGCCGUCUUCGAUGCCCGCUGGCGCCCAAGCAUGGCUGCGCUGUGUCAGCUGGGCUUCGCCGUGCUGCUCGUGAAUUACCGUGGCUCGCUGGGCUUUGGGCAGGCAAGCAUUGAGUGCCUGCAGUCCCGUGUGGGUGAGCAGGAUGUGGCUGACACACAGGUGAGGAGCAGCAAACAGGUGCUGAUGGUGGGGCGCUGAUG
Centrocercus urophasianus (Greater sage-grouse) is the source of this 1724-nucleotide messenger RNA. RefSeq names its product acylamino-acid-releasing enzyme-like. The transcript is spliced from 17 exons. Gene Ontology annotation, molecular function: serine-type endopeptidase activity. The record is from RefSeq and is a predicted model, not a curated record. Bases 1 to 1722 code for a protein of 573 amino acids. NCBI's taxonomy places the organism in Eukaryota, Metazoa, Chordata, Aves, Galliformes, Phasianidae.